GUGGGACACAGCUAAAGCAGUCCUGAGAGGAAAAUUUAUAUCCAUAAAUGCCUAUAUCCAAAAGACAGAAAGAUCAGAAGUCAACAAUCUAAUGUUUUAUGUUAUUGAUCCAAGGACUCUUGACUAUAUUUGGAGCUUCAACCUUGUCCUGAUCUCUUGAUGCUUUACACAAUUUUGACUUUAGGUGAAGGUUAAGAGUUUAAGUUAUAUUCACACUAAUCUAAUGUCUCUAUUCUAAGACUUUUAUUCAUUUUCUGGACCUCAGUUCCUAUUAUAAUUAGCUGUCCAUCUCCUUGGUUCAUCUUGGACUGAUCUUUUUAUUGGUCUCGUUACUUGUCCUGAUUAUUCUUCCUUCUCCACUGGGUUUCUGGGCUGGUGUUUUGCUACUUCCUAAUACUUAUCUCCUGCUGUCUCAGAGGUAUUGCAGUAUCCUCUGUCUAAAUUCACUAUGAUCAAGCUUGGCUUCUCUGUCAGAAAACGGAGUGUUUCACAUUAGGGUUUAUAAUCUUGCCUUUACCUGAAAUGACACCUGCUAUAUUUUCUCUCUCCCUCUGAAACUGAGUUGGUACCCUUAGAACAUGGCUCUCCCAAAUGGAUAGACUGAUUCUGGGUGCUGACCAUUCCUAACCAACCCUGUGCUAUUCCCUUGCAAGAUAGGUAAUUAUCAUUUUGAAGACACAUAAUCUGGCUGAGUCCUGAGCUAGUAAUAUAAACUUUAGUGCAUUUGUUCUUGUUUUUUCCUUUGGCUUCACAAAACCAAUAAUUUUUCCCUCACUAGGAAUUUCUUCCUGGGUUUGAAGAAUCCAUGAACAAUUCUGCAUACUGCCAUAAGUCUUCUCCCAUAUAAGCUGAACAAACUCAGUUCUCCAAUCCCUCUCUACCCGAUGUAAUGUCCAAAUCCUUCAUACUUUUGGAUACUCCUAUAUAUUCAUCAGACACUAUUUUCAGGAGCGAUUUGGAUGGCUGAGAGGAGAGUCAAAUGUAGGGAGAGCAGUUAAGAAGAGCCAAUGUUUUUGGGUAAUUUCACCGUGGCCAGAUAACGUAUGGCUAGCAAUACCUCCAGGACUUGGCCUAACCUUGUAUCUACCAUUUCAAGUCUAGGAGCAGAAAAAAUUUGCCAUUUUUUUCCAGCCUUAUUCUCUGGCCAGGUUCUUUUAUCUCUUAAAGGUUUCCACUUAUUAAUUCACUCUUCCUUUCAUGGUUGACACCUAUCUCAGUAGGAAUCUUCUAGGUAAUGUUCUGUGCUGGUCUUAGGGGUACCCUUCUUCAUCUCCUUGCCUUCUUCCUUACCCUCCCUGGAUCAGAUAUUUCUGGGCCAUAAAGCCAGAUGGUCCCAUUCCCCAUGACAGGAAGUUUCUCCUUGUUCCUGGCUGCAGGGGCUUGGCCCCCUCUUGGCAAGGCAUCCUGGAAUAUGCUGUUCAAAAUAUUCCCUGCUGGGGCUGUUCCCUGGAGCUCCAAUAAGAGAAGAUAUCUUGUUAGAACUUUGUUUGAAGAGGAAGUAGAAGUACUAAUUGGUGUCUAGGUGGUAAGAGCUUCACCUUGGAUCCCUAUGGGCAAUGCUUGAAAAGAUGCCUGUUAAAUAUCCUGUUCUUGAGACCUAACUGGUAGUUUAACUUCUCAUCCCCCUCUAGGUCAAUCAAUGCAGCUCUUUGGUGAGUAAUGGCUAAGGGUAGGCCCAAGGAAGAGAAAUAAAUAGAGGCUACAAACACAUUAACUUACCCCUAAUCCUCCCAGAUCUGGACAAUUUGAUAGGCUGUCUGGGAUGGAAUUGCAUGCUUUCAAUAUCAGUAGGGGAAAUCAUAAAUACAGGCAAUACUGUGCAUACUGUCAGGGGCGUGUCUGGAUUUUUGGUAUUGUAUGAAAUAGGCAAAGGUGGGAUUGAGUAUGAGAGAAUUCCUUACUCCAAAGCAAGGUAACAUCCUUUUAGUCCUGGAUGAGCAGUAAGCUAUUUGGAAGUCUGCUCCUCUUUGAAGCCCACCGGGUAAGUCAUAGGGAAACAUGAAGACCCCUAAAUCUUGAGUUCCUGGUUCAUCCUUAUUUCCGGACCCAUUGCAUCCCUUUAUCUACUUCCCUGAUGAAAGCAGAACAGGUGAGCUUACUGGGUCAGACUUUUCCCUAGGGCACAAAGAUAUACCAUAAUGAGGGACACUUUCUGGGCCCUGAGGGGAUAGUUAGGAAAUCAAGUGUAAUUAUUUCUUUGAGUUUUCUGAAGACAGGGGCUUACAGAUGGUCAGUUUCAGGAUAAUUUGAAGCAGAUGUUCCACCCUCCUCUCAACACCACUCUCUGGGGUUGCUGAGGGAAAUGAUAUGUGUUGAGAAGAAAGAGGAAGCAACAUGGGAGAGGAGGUAGUGUUUUGGACUGGGUUGUUCCAGUUUACUGUUACACAUAAUCCACCCAUGGGAUGUAUCUAUCUGGCUUUGCCAAAUCAAAUGCAUUGUCUCUCAAUUUCAACAGUUUCUAUAGUUCUCAACUGGACUGCUCCCACUGCACCGUUUAUUACUUAUAAUUCAGUGAUAAUAAUAAUAACAAUAAUAUUCUCAGUAUUUGACAAAGAAUUUUCUCAUAUUCUAUCUCAUUUGAUUUUUACAAUGAUGCCAUGAGGUAGAGUUUAGUAUACUCAUUUUACAUGUGAGGAAACUAAGGCUUGAAAGUGGUUAGAUGCUUUGCUUAAUUAAGAUCACCCAGCAGACAUGUGGCAGAAAUAGUACCCCAAACCAGGAUCUUGGCUCCUGAUCUGGAGUUUAUUUCAUGACACCAGAAAUAUAGGUCCACUCAUAUUUCCCACCUCACAGCCCCAGCACCUUCUGUGGUCAUCACAUAGUCUCCUCAGCAGUUGUGGCUGAAGAUGGGCAAUAAUUACAUAGUUCUCUUGGAGAGAAAAAACAAAACUUCUUGGCUGUUUUAAAUCUGUUGUUUCUUCUUUCUUGAACUGUGUUCCGCUGACUUCUGCUCCUUUCUUUCGUGUUUAGAGACCUCUUCUUGCUGUUAUUAAGGCUGUAAGAUCAACUUGGCUGCAUCUUUUAUGCCUAGAAUGGAAUCACUUUUCUUACAUUCUAAAGCCCUCUCAGGCCCUAUACCCAGAUAUCUCUGUGUCUUUGUGUUUGUCUUUCACAUGAGAGGAUUGGGGAACUUGAGGUACUGGGGGUGUUGGGAAGACACAUAAUCCCCAAAUCACUCCUUAUCUGUCCUUUAUUUGAUCCCUCUGUACUCCCUUGGCUGACAGGCCCUGGGGUUUCUUCCCUGUCCCUGCAAUAGCCACUGCUAACUCAGAGAUAGGAUGAUAUCUUCCUAGCUUGAGGGUCACUGGCUAUGAGCUGUGGUCUGAUUUUGUCACUGUGUAGAGCAUUUGCUUCUUUCCAGACUCCAGUUUUCUGACCUAUAAAAUGAUGAUAUUGGACAUUAUACAUGUUAGGGACAUAAAUAAUGUUGUACACUUCUAAUGUGAUAACCUGAAAAGAAGAGCCAGAGGGAACAUCUGCCAAGUUUUUCUCCGAAAGUCAGUAGGGCACAGAAUUCUUUGGCCUUCACAUUAUGGUUAUUACCAAGAGCUUCUGUUUACACCAGCUUACCACACCUCUGAACUUUUUGUCUACCCCUGUAUAAUACCACCUUGAAGGAGAGGGAGAAAUAGGAAGUGGUGAAGUCAGACAGCCAUUGAGAUAUUGGGUAGAGAAGCAAGUGAAAUGGAUGGGAAUAGUGCAAAGAGCCUGAUCUAUGUUAGAGUCAUCAGGGACCCUAUAUUAUUCUGUAACCUUCAUAGUCAAGUGAUGUGUGGAAGAGUGGGGUGUCUCCAAAUUAAGGAGUUUUCCAGAUGUUAGGAUUAUUGGCAGCUUCAGAAGAGAGUUAAUGUGAUAAGACUAGAGGACUAUCUGAGGGCAGUGUUGAUUAAAUCUAAGCACCAGAAUUUGGGAAUACGAGCUUGAUGGGAAUGAAUUUUAUUAAACAACAAUUCCUGGGCAUCUACUUAAAUCUGGUCAUAUGAAUUGCCCCAGGUCACAUAUACUGUAGGAUAGCUAAUGCUGGAUCCUGGUUUCUGAACUUCUUGUUCAAUGCAUUUCCCACUGACUUGCCUCUUCUGUGUUUGAAGAUCUUGCAUAAAUACUGACUAAACUGAAAGUUAUUUUUCACUUUUUUCCUGAGAACUAUGGGAAGAGUGAUGUGGUAGUGAUGGGGCUAGUGAGACCAUAUAUCCUGGGCUGCCAUCAUUGAGUUUCACCUGCCUGCCAUUCUUCCUUUCUUUGCAGCACCUCCUUAUUUUUCCGUGCAGCACCUCCUUAUUUUUCCAUGUGAGAUGAUCACCAUGAUUCUUUCCAAUAGUUCUCAUCUCUUCCCACAUACUUUCUUCUUGGCUGGCAUCCCAGGAUUGACUGCUGCCCACGUUUGGAUCUCACUUCCCUUUUUCUUUAUGUUUUUCCUGGCACUAACUGGGAAUAGUGUCCUGCUUUUUCUCAUCCGGACAGAACAUAGCCUUCACCAGCCCAUGUUUUUCUUUCUUGCCAUGCUCUCCUUUGUUGACCUGAUCCUUUCCCUUUCCACACUGCCCAAGAUGCUGGCCAUUUUCUGGUUUGGAGCUACAGCCAUCAGCUCUUACUCUUGUCUUUCCCAGAUGUUCUUCAUUCACGCAUUCUCUGCCAUGGAGUCAGGGGUGCUAGUGGCCAUGGCUCUGGACCGCUUUGUGGCCAUCUGUAACCCACUGCGUUAUGCAACCAUCCUUACCCCUGUUGUUGUUGCCAAGAUUGGGGGCCUGGUGGUGUUGCGAGCUGUGGGGUUGACCGUCUCCUUUCCAAGCCUGGCCCAUCGGCUUUCCUACUGUGGCUCACACACGAUUGCCUAUACCUACUGUGAGCACAUGGCAGUGGUGAAGCUGGCCUGUGGGGCCACCACUGUGGACAACCUCUAUGCCUUUGCUGUGGCAGUCUUUCUCGGUGUGGGGGAUGUGGCCUUUAUUGCCUAUUCCUAUGGGCAGAUUGUGAGGACUGUGACACAUUUUCCUUCACCUGAGGCACGUGCUAAAGCAGGCAGCACAUGCAUGGCCCAUGUCUGUGUCAUCUUCUUCUUCUAUGGACCAGGCUUUCUUUCUGUGGUCAUGCAGCGCUUUGGGCCACCCACAGCCUCUGCUGCCAAGGUCAUCCUUGCCAAUCUCUACUUGCUCUUCCCCCCUGCACUGGAUCCCCUCGUCUAUGGCAUCAAGACUAAGCAGAUCCGGGAGCGACUGUUUACUAUUCUGAACCCCAGGUGGAUUGAGCCCACCUGAGUAUAGUUCUUAUCAGCUAGACCUCAGGGCCAGGGGGCCUCCCCGUAGGAUGGAAACACCACAGCCCAGGUUGUUUACCUAGUGAGGACAGUGAAGAGAAAGCAAAUGAAGUUAUCCUGGGUGUUGGGAAAUCCCUUUUGAGGCCUAUGGUGUAUAGAUGGAAGACCAAGAAGGACUGGGGUAUCUCAUCUGAUCAAUUAGCAGGUGAUUUUUUGAUAUCCUUUUUUCUUUAAAACGUUUAUGGUUUAUUUUGUGCUAAUAAGAUAAAUACACGAGGUAAUUAAGAAACAAUUAGGACUUUGAUGGACCUGGAUUCAAGUGAUUAGGAGUUCAGGAGAGAUUAACUGGAUUCCUUUUUUGGAUGUAUGAAAAAAUGGAGUGCUUCCCACCAGCAUGGGACUCAUGCACAGCCAGUCCGUGGGAGUGGGUGGCCUCUUUACCAAAGAAACUUUGGCGGCAGAGAAAGCUGGGUAGCAAACUAUAGAGAUAAUUUAGAGUUCAAGUUUGUGAGAGAAAUUCUUAAAAAUUUUCAUGUUCCAUCUGACUCCAAAAUUGUAGAUAAAACUUGUUUUCUUUAUUUUAUGUACUUUUCAGUCUAUUUCUCAAAUGGAUAACCCUCUAUGACUCCUAAAGUAUUAUUGCUUCGUUUUUAGUCUCAGGUGCAGAGACUUGAGUUAAUUGUACUUGUAAGCUUAUUACACCUAAAAAUUAUUGUUAUAAAAAUUCUUGUUCUGUUUCUUUAUUUUCUGUUUUCUCUUGCCCAUUCCCUUCCCAGUUCCUACCAUGGCAAUCACUUUAAUGUGUUUAUGGAAUGUUCUUUUGUAUUUACAUAUCCUUGAAAUUCAUGUAUAUCCUUGAAACACACGUAUGUUGUUUGAGUAUUAUGUAAUCCUAUUACUCAUACAUGUCCUUCCUUAGUUCUUCAAAUGUGUAUGCUCCCUCCAGCCAGGAUUGUCUGGGCUCCUUCUAAUGUGAAUGCAUUUCCCUGUCCUUAUCCUGUUUCCACUCAUAUGCCUCACCUCCUUGGAGAAGAUUCUUCUAACUACAUCAAGUCACUUGUUUCAUGAUGUCAGAGCACUAUAUAUGUUUCUUUCAUUAUUCGUCAUAAUUUAUAAUUACAUAUAUGUUUUUUGAUUGCCUGAAUGAUGUCUGUCCCCAUCCCUACUAGAUGCUGAUUUCUAUCUUAUUAUUGACAUAGUUCUUGGCAUAUUAUAUACACUCUGCAUGAAUGUUUGCUUAAUAAACAAAUACCAUUUUUUAAUGAAUUGUGUCACCAGCAGCAUAUUUCUUCAUCAGUCACAUUAACAUAGUGUGUUUUUGAAUACAGUAAUACAUAAAUUUCCAAUAUAGUAGGCGUUCAAUAUACUUUCAUUGAAGAAAUGAAAUAAACCAUUGCUGUAACAAUCACUAUUAACAUUACUGUCCUUACUAUCAUCAUUAUGACUAAUGUUGCCUCCACUUGGCCUUUUCAGAUAUUGUGAUUUCAAAUGACAGCAUUUGGACACUGUGCAGGGGCACUGGAAAGCAUGAUUACUGUCAUAAGGCAGACUUGCCGCUGGGAGGGCUUAGAGAUCUCUGAGUGCUCUGGGCCAACUAGUUUUGAAGAAUCCUACUCUGAAUAUGUUGUAUUAGUGACAAAUCUUGAUAAUGAGAGCAGCUCCUGUGUGUUCAGCUCUUGCUCCGUGGUACUUUGAGUCCUUGAAAUAAAAACUUUGCAUAUACAUUUUCUCAUUUAAUGACUGUAAAAUGCAAAUGAAGCUGGUGCUGUCAUUAUUCCUGUUUUAUAUCUGAUGAAAUGUACUUCCUACUAAGUGGGGAUGAUUUAUAUUCUCAUACUUCUUCUACCUUUGGCUUGGUGUUGAGUUUAGUGUCCUUUUUCCCCAAAUAAAAUUUGUAAAAACAGAUGAACAAACAAGCACAGACUGGUGCUUCCUCGAGUUUAGGCCAUUCACAUUUAUUAUCCUCUACCACUCCCAGUUACUAUUGUCUCUCCUCUUUAUUCUCCUUCAUUAAAUGAUGGCAUGGUCAAAAUCCCUAUUUUUUUUUUUUUUUUUACCAACUAUGAUCCUGGUGGGAGACUACAGUGUUCAUGUUGAUGACCCAUGGAACACUCUGGCCUAUCAUAUUCUUGAUUUUUUUUAUCCCCCAAGACCCUACCCCAUCUUCCCAUUCCCAU
Microcebus murinus (gray mouse lemur) is the source of this 7431-nucleotide messenger RNA. RefSeq names its product olfactory receptor 52K1-like. Gene Ontology annotation, cellular component: plasma membrane. NCBI's taxonomy places the organism in Eukaryota, Metazoa, Chordata, Mammalia, Primates, Cheirogaleidae. The record is from RefSeq and is a predicted model, not a curated record. Gene Ontology annotation, biological process: G protein-coupled receptor signaling pathway. Gene Ontology annotation, molecular function: G protein-coupled receptor activity; olfactory receptor activity.